Diceros bicornis minor is the source of this 303-nucleotide messenger RNA. RefSeq names its product mucin-16-like. Bases 16 to 258 code for a protein of 80 amino acids. Lineage: Eukaryota; Metazoa; Chordata; Mammalia; Perissodactyla; Rhinocerotidae. The transcript is spliced from 2 exons. The record is from RefSeq and is a predicted model, not a curated record.
CUCUGUGCCUCCCUGAUGACAGCCCUCGCCACAGCUCCCGAGCCAGCCACCACGUCCCUGCAUACUUCAUCAUCACCUGUGCCACCAGAAGCCACCACAGCUUUGGGGCACAACCUGAAGACCCUCACAGUCACCUUCCCCAUCUCCACCCUCCGGUAUUCAUCAGACAGGAGCAACGGCUCAGCCACGUUCAACUCCACUGAGAGGGUCCUGCAGAGCCUGGGGAGACCCUGGUCCCAGCAGCUCCUGGUGGGUUAAAUCCCACCCAGCCCCUCCCCCAACCCCUGUCCCUCCUGCUCCUCC